CUGUCCGUAUUUAAGGUCACGAACCUACAGCCAAUCUUCACUUCUUCAAACUUAACUUACAAAGCAAGAUGUCGAUUUCAACCAUGCGUGUUACUUUGAACAAUGGCAAGACGAUGCCGCUUUUUGGACUUGGGACUUGGCAGAGUUCGUCGGAAGAAGUUAAGACUGCCGUUCGGACAGCUCUGGACGCUGGGUACCGUCUCAUUGAUACGGCAUACAACUAUCUGAACGAGGAAGCAAUAGGCGAGGCCCUAGAUGAGUACUUCAAGGCCGGCAAACUGAAGAGGGAAGACAUUUUCGUCUGUACGAAGCUUGCCACUAUUUACACGAGGCCUGGCGAUGUCGCGUUAUCUAUGUCGCAGAGUCUAAAGAAACUGAAGCUCACCUAUGUUGAUCUGUUCCUGAUACAUAGCCCUAUGGCAUGUCGGGUUCCUGAGGAUCCCAAUACUGUGUUUCCAGUAAAAGAUGGAAAACUUGAUGCUGAAGAGAGAGUGGACUUUGAAGGUGUCUGGAAAGAAAUGGAAAAACUCGUCGACCAGGGAAAAACUAAAAGUAUUGGCAUAUCAAACUUCAACGCCGCACAGUUAGAGAGGGUCCGGAAAGUCGCGCGUGUUAUGCCAGUAACGAAUCAGGUGGAGUGCCACGCCUACUUUCAACAGACAAAACUUGAGGAAUACAUGAAGAAAUAUAACAUGCAAAUAAUGGCUUACAGUCCUAUUGGAUCUCCCGGAGGACAAACUUCACGAUUCGUUACCGAUAAGUCUGACACCCAAGUGUUGUUGAACGAUCCUGUGAUUGGGAAACUUGCCACGAAGUACAAUAAAACCCCAGCUCAGAUCCUUCUCCGGAAUUUACUCCAAAGGAAUAUUAUAGUGAUCCCAAAGAGCGUUACACCAAGUAGGAUUCAACAAAACGGAAAUGUCUUCGACUUUAAAUUGUCGCCUGAGGACAUGACGACUAUUGCAGGAAUCGACAAAGCAGUUCGAAUGUUUAAGGCGGAAAUAACGGCACAUCUCUACGACUAUCCAUUCAAUGCUGAUUCGGCCAUCUGCAUUUUUAAGAAGAUUGACACAAGUGGAUUUCUUGAAUACUGGAGAUUCCUAAAUACCUACUAUAUCGAGAGCAAGAUGUCAAUUUCGACCUUGUGUGUUACGUUAAACAAUGGCAAGACGAUGCCACUUUUUGGACUUGGGACUUGGCAGAGUAAGCCAGAAGAAGUAAAGACGGCCGUUCGGACGGCUCUGGACGCUGGGUACCGCCUCAUCGAUACGGCAUACAGCUAUCUGAACGAAGAAGCAAUAGGCGAGGCCCUAGAUGAGUACUUCAAGGCCGGCAAACUGAAGAGAGAAGACAUUUUCAUCUGUACAAAGCUUGCCAGUAUUUAUACGAGACCUGCCGAUGUAGAUUUAUCUUUGACACAGAGUCUAAAGAAACUGAAGCUCACCUAUGUUGAUCUAUUCCUGAUACAUACCCCUAUGGCAUGUCGGGUCCCUGAGGAUCCCAAUAACGUGUUCCCAAUAAAAGAUGGAAAACUUGAUACUGAAGAGAGAGUGGACAUUGAAGGUGUCUGGAAGGAAAUGGAAAAACUCGUCGACCAGGGAAAAACUAAAAGUAUUGGCAUAUCAAACUUCAACGCCGCACAGUUAGAGAGGGUCAGGAAAGUCGCGCGUGUUAUGCCAGUAACGAAUCAGGUGGAGUGCCACGCCUACUUCCCACAGACAAAACUUGAGGAAUACAUGAAGCCGUAUAACAUGCCAAUAAUGGCUUACGGUCCUAUUGGAUCUCCUGGAAGAGAAGGUUCACACGUAGCUAUGGAUGAGACUGGCAUCCCAGAGUUGUUGAAUGAUCCUGUGAUUGGGAAACUCGCCACGAAGUACAAUAAAACACCAGCUCAGAUCCUUCUCCGGAACUUACUCCAAAGGAAUAUUAUAGUGAUCCCAAAGAGCGUUACACCAAGCAGGAUUCAACAAAACGGAAAUGUGUUCGACUUUGAAUUAUCGCCUGAGGACAUGACGGUUAUUACAGGAAUCAACAAAGGAGUUCGAAUGUUUAGAGUGGAAGCAUUGAUAAAUCUCUACGACUAUCCAUUCAAUGAUGAUGUUUAGAGGCUGCUUCCACACUUUAAACACGGAUAGAGCACAUGAAUGUGAUAGAUAAAUAAAUUCAUCAGUGAAAAACGAUUUGCGUUUAAAGAAAGUUUACUAAUGAAACAGGCGUGAUAAGAUAAGGUCAUAGGAAAGAUGAAAUUUCAUGAUGAAUAUUUUUUACACAUUAUCUACUCGGUAGGCGAUGUGACACCUGGAAUUUUUUUUAUGAUAUACAGGUACGUGUACCUAUCAGGAGAUACAGUAGUUCGUAUUCCAUAUACUCAUGUUUCGUGGAUCUGAACAGAAAAUGUCGGUGUGUACUCACUUAUCUCCCCUGGUUAAUGGAGCCAUCUUGUUGUGGGAUAGGAACUUAAUAAACGAACGAAAACAGAGACUUAUAUGGUAAAGAUCUGGACCCAUCUAUCGAGCGGAAUACACCAGGGGAGUGUACUCGGGACUGAGUACUUCCCUUUCAGUAUUAUCGACCUUCCGAUAGAAGUACGGUGUGUAUCAAGUGUAAUCUAAAGAAAAACGGUUAGAAACCGUAUCAGCCUGAUUUUGCUACUCGCGAACCUUGCUUUAGGCAUGCAAUUAUUAUGUGGCAAUUUUGGAAAAAAAUAUAUGUGAAAAUGCAUUUUCUGGAGAACAUAAUUGACACGUUUGGACACAUGUUGUGUUGUCUUAAUAUAUAUUGAAAUACAUAACCCAAACAACUUCAGUGACCGCUAUAACAGAACUACUUUCUUUAGUUGACUGUGUUCAUACGCCUGUCGAGACUAAAUGGAUACGGACAAGUAUUGUUCCGGAAUUAAAAAUACUAAUAAUUCAAUAUACUACAUCUCUUCCCUCCUAAUUAUGAAGAUAUCUCAAACACCGGAUUACUAUUAAUAUUUACUAGUUUGCAUUACAACCUAAUGAAUCAAUGUUACAUGUACUAACCCAUGUCUUUGUUUAAAUUGUCUUUCAGAAGUAAAUAAAAAUUUUAACAUAUAG
This is a messenger RNA of Pecten maximus, 3080 nucleotides long. RefSeq lists its product as uncharacterized. Gene Ontology annotation, cellular component: cytosol. The record is from RefSeq and is a predicted model, not a curated record. Lineage: Eukaryota; Metazoa; Mollusca; Bivalvia; Pectinida; Pectinidae. Gene Ontology annotation, molecular function: aldose reductase (NADPH) activity. The transcript is spliced from 21 exons. Bases 69 to 2105 code for a protein of 678 amino acids.